AUGUCAACAAAUGAGUUGAUAAACAAGUUAAAGGCCCAGCAGGAUGCUUUGCCAUCAAUAAAAGAGCUCAAGGUCGGAACUGAAUCGUUUGAGCCUAUCUUCUCAAUCGCAAGUACAAUUCUAAAAACAAAAUCCCUUAUCGAUGAAGGUACUGAUCCCAUUUUCACUGAAUUACUGUUGCCCCAUCUAGCAACAACCUUUGGGCCACCACUUAUUGCUAACGCAAUCUAUCCCCGAUUCAAAUUUUCACAACGCGAUCUGGUCGUCUACCUUAUUGGCUUUAUUCUGUCGCUGUUUGUUCACUCAAAUAGCUUCCUAAUGUUUUUUAUCAAAGAAGUACCAUAUGUUUCCAGGUUUUUCUCUCUUGUAAAAAUGAAGAACUCAACAGAAGACACUUUUCUGAUGUUCUGUUGGGUUAUCACCUGUGACAUUGCGGGACAGUUUAUAUCGAAAUUGACUUUCAAGAAAAAAUUCAAGGUCAAGACACUAGAUCUCCUGAAAAUGGUAGUUGUUUACGGCGGAGUGCUUGCUCUUAGACAGUACAGGAUGCCUGACUAUUACGUUAUUGUUGUGGCUAAUAUUGUGCCUUUGAGCAUAAAAGCAGUUGAAUAUUUAAAGAAAGUACCAGCGAUGAAGAUAAAACACACAGAAUGUAUUAAGGAAGAAGACAAGAAAGCUCCAAUUAGGAAGGCACCCAAGAGGAAAGCAAGUCUUUCUGCAAAACUUGAAAAAAGUAAAUGA
Vittaforma corneae ATCC 50505 is the source of this 741-nucleotide messenger RNA. RefSeq lists its product as uncharacterized. NCBI's taxonomy places the organism in Eukaryota, Fungi, Microsporidia, Nosematidae. The record is from RefSeq and is a predicted model, not a curated record. The coding region runs from base 1 to 741 and encodes 246 amino acids. The transcript has a single exon.